AAUUUGGGAAAUGCGUACCGCUAUGGUCUUUACGGCCUCGUGAAAUCCGAUAAGAAAGCCGCGAAGAUUUGGAAGCGCGCCGUGGAGCUCGGAGAUGUGGACGCGAUGAGACAACUUGGGGUAUUGCACGAUCUCGGAAGUGGCGUCAAGCUGGACAAGAAGAAGGCGGAGCGGCUGUAUCGCGCGGCCGCAGACCGGGGCGACGCGACCUCGCAAUUCAAUUUAGGUCUUUUACUUCAGUCUAAGCCGAACAUUGAAGAGGCGUUCCGGUACUACGCGCUCGCGGCGGAUCAAGGCGAUACCGAUGCAGAAAAUAGCCUUGGCUGCUGUUACAGGGACGGAGAAGGCACGGAAGUCGACCUCGGCAAAGCCAGAUACUGGUUCGAGCGCGCCGCUGCCAAGGGCGACGAGCUAGCUAUAGAGAAUCUCGCG
Molecule: messenger RNA, 432 nt
Organism: Aureococcus anophagefferens
Lineage: Eukaryota; Pelagophyceae; Pelagomonadales; Pelagomonadaceae
Exons: 1
Molecular function (GO): protein binding
Source: RefSeq, a predicted model, not a curated record